AGGCGGAAGCAGCGCCGGCGCGGAACCUGCUCUGCCGCAGCGAUGGCUGCCGGUGUCCCCUGCGCGCUGGUUACCAGCUGCUCCGCCACCUUCACCGGGGACCGGCUGGUGCAACAUAUCCUUGGGACAGAAGAUGCUGUUGUGGAAGCAACUUCCAGCGAUGCUGUGAGGUUUUACCCCUGGACCAUCGAUAACAAGUACUAUUCUGCAGAGGUCAACCUGUGCGUGGUGCCAAGCAAGUUCCUGGUCACUGCCGAGAUUGCCGAGUCAGUCCAGGCGUUUGUAGUUUACUUUGACAGCACACAGAAAUCAGGUCUUGACAGCGUCUCCUCGUGGCUUCCUCUGGCAGAAGCAUGGCUAGCUGAGGUGAUGAUCCUGGUCUGUGAUCGAGUGUGUGAAGACGGAAUAAACCGACAACAGGCUCAAGAGUGGUGCAUCAAACAUGGCUUUGAGUUGGUGGAACUCAACCCAGAGGAGCUGCCCGAGGAGGACGAUGACUUCCCUGAAUCUACAGGUGUAAAGCGGAUUGUACAAGCAUUGAAUGCCAAUGUCUGGUCCAAUGUCGUGAUGAAGAGUGACAGGAGCCAGGGCUUCAGCCUUCUCAACUCACUGGCUGGGGCAAAUCGCAGAGUUGCAUCAGCAGAGAGCUGCCACUCUGAGCAGCAGGAGCCGUCGCCAACAGCUGAGAGGACAGAGUCCCUCCCUGGCCAUCACAGUGGUGCGUGUGGCUCAGCAGGCGCACAGGUUGACAGCAUUGUCGACCCUAUGUUAGACCUGGAUAUUCAAGAACUGGCCAGUCUUACCACUGGAGGAGGUGAUCUGGAGAACUUCGAGAGACUCUUUUCAAAGUUAAAAGAAAUGAAAGACAAGGCUGCGACGCUUCCUCAUGAGCAAAGAAAGUUGCAUGCAGAAAAGGUGGCCAAAGCCUUCUGGAUGGCAAUAGGAGGGGACCGAGAUGAGAUCGAGGGCCUUUCUUCUGAUGACGAGCACUAAGCUCUUCUGCUAGGUUUGACGACUCCGAUGCCAGCACCGUGCUCCCCAAGUGCUUCCCUUCUCAACGGGGUUCUCUUCUGCCAAGAUUGCCAUUAGCACUCUGGCCACCUGACUGGUUUUUGGGGUUCCCUUACCUGAGCUUUUAGAAAGGCGCUAGGGAGAAAUCUUUGUUCCUGCCGCAUAAGUGACGGAGGAGUGAAAUGACAGUGUGGAAACCCUUCAGAUCUACAGUCUUCGUUUUAAGAACCUGGGUAAAAUGAGGCUCGGAAAUGUGUAAUACAGGAGAACCAAGUGUCGGAGAGCGCACUGUGACCUCAGCACUGAGGGUCUGAGGCCAGGCUGGGCUCCACAGGGAGUUCUGCUUCUGUGCUAGAUUGCCCCAUUCAUACCGUCUGCAGGUCAGGAGCUUGUGCUAUCGGCUGUGUACUGUCACUGGUCCCCGCCAAGAGCACAGCUCUGACCUAAGGUGAAUGCUGGUGACAAGAAAGGCAGCUGUAGAUGUAGGAUGUGCCUAAGGGAUAGGGAACAGGUGGCUCAUGGGUUUGUCUCUUAGUCCUUAGUAAGUUCAGUGUCUGAGUUCCUGCCACAAAGCAGCAAAAGCCAGGUGUGUCUCUAUAAGAAACAGAGGCGAAGGUUUCCUCCUCUGGGGAAUGUAAACUCCCCUCUCCCCACUGCUGGGCAAGGGCCCUGAGUGCCCUCGUGUGGACCCAGGGAGCAGCAGUGUUGGUUCUGAGCACACUACUGACACUGGCAGCUGUGCUCUUCGACCACUGAGUGCUCUCCCUGGCGACGUGAGGUUUCAGAGCAGGUCUCCCCUUCUUUCUGCUUGGAAGCCAGAGGUUGCUGUCAAAGCACCAGUUCCAAGCAGUGCGGGGAUAGGUGAGCCUCCCAACAGCCAGGUCCUGAGCCACCAUCAUGGUUCACUUCCAGGGCUGUUGGCUCCUCCACACUCCAGGGCCCAGCCCCAGGGGGGCACGGAGCAAAGUUCUAAAGGAAAAGAGGGGAAAAGGUCUAAAAGUGCCUAGUCUGUCAUCACAGACACUUCUGUGAGGCAGGCGUGAGUCCCCUGCAUUGUCGUCGGUCUCUAAGGAUAUGCGGCCAUGUACAUGGUACUCAUCGUGGGCUGAGAGCUGGCCUGACUUAGUGUCAACCAUGACUUAGGUCAUGACCAGAAACAAGACGUACCUGCUUGGGUACCACUUACAGGACCUGAAACAUGCUUGGCCAGGCCAGAACCAACCCAGGGAGGAGGCAUGGUCCUGGUGAUGACGGUAUUCUAGAAACAGUGGGUGCUGGUUUGCUCCGGGUUCCUGUGUUCCCACUCCCCACACUCUGAUCUUGUAAGCUUUGAGCUUGGGUUUACCACCAGCCUUUCAGGGGGACUAAUACUUUAAGGUGAGUGCAUUCACCACUGGUUAGAAGGGAAAUUAGGGAAGUUGGCUGUGGGUUGCUAGAAAGGUAGAACUUGUUUUUCUUAAAAUAUGGAAGAUUUUAGAAAAUAUAUUAGGUCACAUGAUUAAGGGAAGAAAUAGACUAGAAAAGGCUGUGGACUUGAUUUUGCUGACUAAACAAAACCAAGUAAUUAAAAGAUGAUUUAUUUAUAAAGUC
This is a messenger RNA of Mus caroli (Ryukyu mouse), 2601 nucleotides long. RefSeq names its product alpha and gamma adaptin binding protein (gene Aagab). NCBI's taxonomy places the organism in Eukaryota, Metazoa, Chordata, Mammalia, Rodentia, Muridae. The record is from RefSeq and is a predicted model, not a curated record.